Macrobrachium nipponense is the source of this 2104-nucleotide messenger RNA. It is a transcript of the gene TTLL15, whose product is annotated as probable tubulin polyglutamylase ttll-15. The transcript is spliced from 5 exons. NCBI's taxonomy places the organism in Eukaryota, Metazoa, Arthropoda, Malacostraca, Decapoda, Palaemonidae. The record is from RefSeq and is a predicted model, not a curated record. The coding region runs from base 247 to 1806 and encodes 519 amino acids. Gene Ontology annotation, biological process: protein modification process.
UCACAGGUCCCGUCCGAGGAGGUACCCUACCGGCGGUACCGGUCCACUGUUGACAUGGAUAGUCGACUGCGACUUCGACCGUCGAAAGCGCGUUGUGUUCCGCAACAGUGCCUCUGAAAAUGAAUGAGUGAUUGAGUGUCUCUCUUACAGUUGAGUCGCUGGAAUGGAUCACAAGAAGAUGCGCAGCUGGUUGGACAUUGAUGACUCUACUAUGAACUCGUGACAAGUAAUAUUGCAGAGUCCAUUAUGAAAGGGAUGCUUGGUGGAGGAGCAAGCCCUAGUGUGAUUGGGCUUUCUCUGUCAUGCCGACAGAUGCAGUUUAUGGUUGUGGUAGCUUUUGUACUCGUCUUUGGAGCUGUACUGACAGCUCUGAAUGUUUAUGAACUUCACAGACUUACCGAGGAGCAUUGGAACAAACCACAUGUUGCAGGAGAAGCAGUUACUAAAGCUGAGGAUACCAGUCGCGCAAAACCUGUGGCGUGGAUCAGAGGAAAUAAAAAAAACACUGGAUACCUUAAGCAUGUGACCAGUGUUUUCAGUAGGCUAGGAUAUAGUCUAGCUAGUGAUGGUGAUGACUGGGAUGUCUUGUGGUCACACAACUAUCCUUUUAGAGAGCUGAAGGUUAUGAUGGUUAACCUAAAGCCCCACCAGAAGGUCAACCACUUUCCAGGAUCUGGUUAUAUAUCCAAUAAGGUGAAUUUAGCCAUUUCAGGUUUGCCUUAUGUUCCUAAAGCAUUCCGAAUGCCAGCUGAAAAGGACUCGUUACUGACUCAUGCCAAGAAAAAUCCAGAGAUGAUGUUUGUCCAAAAGUCUAAUAAUCACAGGGGCAUUAAGAUAGAAAAAUUAGACGCUUUGGAUCUUGGCAUUGAAGGAACUUUUGUCCAGGAAUUUAUUCACAAUCCAAUUCUUAUAGAUGGACACAAAUUUGAUAUUGGAGUUUAUACCAUUAUCACAUCUAUUGAACCUUUACGAGUUUAUGUAUUUGAAGGAGACGUACUUUUCAGAUUUUGCCCUGAGAAAUACCAUCCUUUUGAUCCAGAAAUUCGUGAUAAAUAUGUUGUUGGUGAUGAUUAUAUGCCAGUUUGGAAGGUACCCUCACUUGCCAAAUAUUACAAGGAAUUUGGGUUCGGGAUGAAAGGCUCAUUUGAUGCUUGGCUAAGGGCAGAAGAUAAAGAUCCAGAUGUUGUGUGGAAUGCUGUAAAAGAUGCCAUUCGUAAUGCAUUUUAUAGUAAGGAGUCAUCUCUGAUACAAGCAACUUCCCAUUAUCCGUCUCCAUCAAAUUUCUUUGAAAUGAUGCGCUUUGAUUUUGUCAUAGAUGAUCAGCUGAAAGUUCAUCUGAUGGAAGCUAAUAUGUCACCCAAUUUAUCUUCAUCUCAUUUUAAAGAAAAUAGAUUGUUGUAUGAGCAGGUGGUUUUUAACCUACUCACUUUAGUAGGAAUUGGUCGCAUUGUUCAUUCUAGUAAUUUGCUGCCUCAAUCUAAAGAUGAAGCAGAAAUGCAAGCAGCUUCUAAAGAUUUAGUUGUGUUUGCUGAUCACUGUGUCACAAGCUGUGUAGAUAUUAAAGCUUGUAACAAAGUUGAAUGUCAGUUGUGCCUUCCAUGCCUCUCGAAAGACCAGUUGUCCAUCUUAACCCAUGCAUACAUGGAACACAAGUACCGGGGGGAAUGUAGACGAGUUGUGCCCCAGCCUGUCAAUCCAGACCAUGCCUAUGAGCCAGCAAAUAUGAGCGGUCUAACUCCAGAAAACACAUUGCUGACUGAGUGGUUUCGAGGGAAGUGCCUCAUGGAUAAAACUUUCUGUUCAUAAAAGUAAGCUGUUUAAGUUUAUCAUUGAUGGACUUGUUUAGAUAUUACUAAAAGCACAUUUCAUUAUUAUUAUAUAGGUAUUCAGAUGAAUAAGUAUUUUUUUACAAAUAAUUUUGAUCAAGAAAAAAAAUCAUAAAAAAUAUAAUAUACAAGUUAUAUGUUUUGUACAUUGGGUGAAGUACUCUUGACCUAUUACCCUUCCCUCUUUGUGGUGAAAUGUUGAUUCAUUUUACUUGAUAAUAAAUUUGAUACAAUAAAUGUUGAUGCAUUUUACUCAGCAAUAAAUUUGAUACACAAAU